Aplysia californica (California sea hare) is the source of this 2015-nucleotide messenger RNA. RefSeq lists its product as uncharacterized. Gene Ontology annotation, cellular component: membrane. Gene Ontology annotation, molecular function: calcium channel activity. The record is from RefSeq and is a predicted model, not a curated record. Gene Ontology annotation, biological process: detection of mechanical stimulus. Lineage: Eukaryota; Metazoa; Mollusca; Gastropoda; Aplysiida; Aplysiidae. The transcript is spliced from 5 exons. The coding region runs from base 702 to 2006 and encodes 434 amino acids.
UCUUCUGGCGCACAUAUGACCUUAUGCAGUUGCGAGCGCCGUAAAACCUCUACUAAAACUAACCCUUUGGCACAUCUCUUAUUUUGGGAUCUUAUAUAACUUAGAUGUUUUGUAAUUGGACAAAAGCAUUGAUAUAACCAUACAACAAGGCGAAACAACAAACAUGAUUCAAUGUUUACCUCUGACAUCGACAGCGUAAAGUAACAUGCCAGAGAAGGUAAAGUUAGUAAAGUAUUGUGGUGUUGUGGUGUAAGUACCGUAAGACUCAAACUAAAACUACAAAAAAAAGAAAGAAAAAUCUUUACUUUUCUAGUAGUUCAAAAGUUUGGUAAGAAUGUUAUGGCGCUCGCAACUACAUAAUAUUGACUGGGGAAUCUCGUGGUCUAAAUGUUCAAUGUUCGCCUCGCAUUCAACAGGUCGCAGGUUCGAAACCUGAGAUCGACGAGAAAUUUUCUAAUCUAAAAAACUAUUCUCCUUUCAUUUCUUUCCCUGCUCUCUAAUCAUGUUCUGUCGUCCUUAUGCAUCAUUUCACAAUCUUUGAGAUCAUCAUUUUCCAUCGUCCAUCUUCCUCUACGUAAUCGACAAGUUCAUAAUUUCAUACAUGUAUUAUGAGCGUUUAUUUGUCUUCCUCCAGGAGGUUUCGCGUCUUGUGACACCAUCUUCCUCUGCGUAGUCAAUAAGGUCAUUAUGAGCGUGUAUUUAUGUUUCUCUAUCCCCAUCUCUCCCCCCUGUGUCUUUCUCCAGGAGGCUUCGCGUCUCUAGACACCAUCUUCCUUUACGACCGGGUGUACCAGACGAGUAUGUCCACCGUCCUUUUCAUCCGGAUUCUCCACUUCCUGGCUCCCUUGGCCGUCAACUCCCACCUCUUCGUCAUGCGCAAGACGCUAUUGAGGUCAAGGUCAGAGCUCGUCAGCCUGGGAAUCACACUGGGCGUGUGUCUGGUCAGCUUCUCUGCGUUCUUCUACCUGUUCGAGGGUCCAGUCUUCAAGAAUUUUAGGACAAUGAUGAGCUCACUCACAACGUUGUUGACGCUUCUGCUGGGCAUGACCAAGUACAGAGACAUAAGCUUCACCUCGAGUGAACUUUUCCAGGGCAUUCUCUAUCGCAUGAUGUACGCCUCCUUUAGCAUUAUCUCUACCAUUGUGGUCCUCAACUUUGCCAUCAGCAUGCUCAACGUUUCUAUGGAAACGAUAAAAGGCGUUGAGGCCUUCCUGUGCGCUGACAAGUCGAAAUCCGAUGAAUAUUUACGGCCCAAUGUCAAGGACAUGGAGGACGGCAGAGACGAGAUUGACAGAGAGUUAGGUGCCUUCGUAUGGGAGAAAAUUACCUCUAUUUUUACGUCCUUGAAAAGGAUUAAACAAAAGGAUACAGAAAAAGAUGAAGAUCCGCAGCCAAGUCCCGAGAGAGCCAUCCGGGGUGACGUGGAGAAUAUGAAUAUUGCCCAACGGUUCGAGGAGAUGGUGGAGCGGCUGACGUCAUGGGACCCAACGUUACCCACAAUGCUCCUGAGGGGAAGCGACACUUCCGACACCGCCACUGAGCAUUAUCUUCAGAGAUGGAAGCGGAAACUGGCUGCAGCCAAGACCAACAGCAGCAGCAGCAUCCCCACUCAUGUAGAGAACACCAACAAGGGCUCAGCCGGCAAGAAUAACAGCACUACUGAUGUAAUCAUCACCCCUUCCUUUGUCAAAAACGACAACAUCAGCAACACCAGCACAACCACAAUCGCAACCAUCAUAAACAGUACCAACAACACCAUCAACACCACAUCCCCUUUAGCAACAGCCAACAACAGCAGCAACAACGUCGUGACCAGCAGCAGCAUCAUCACCAUUACCCCAACAUCUUCAUCUGAAGGACACCAAAAAAUUGGCGGAAAAAACAAACACAGACAGUUGCCGCCAAAAUUCCGCUCACUUCCGCCUUUACCUCCUUCCCCGGACGAGCAACAACCACCACCGCCUGUGUCAUCAGACGUCUCGGAUUCUGUGACUUCUAACUUGUAACACAGAAAA